Messenger RNA from Cyclopterus lumpus (lumpfish), 2931 nucleotides. RefSeq names its product ephrin type-A receptor 5. Lineage: Eukaryota; Metazoa; Chordata; Actinopteri; Perciformes; Cyclopteridae. Gene Ontology annotation, cellular component: plasma membrane; neuron projection. Gene Ontology annotation, biological process: protein phosphorylation; axon guidance; cell surface receptor protein tyrosine kinase signaling pathway. The transcript is spliced from 18 exons. Bases 16 to 2931 code for a protein of 971 amino acids. Gene Ontology annotation, molecular function: protein binding; ATP binding; transmembrane-ephrin receptor activity. The record is from RefSeq and is a predicted model, not a curated record.
GAUUCUCGCUCUGUGAUGGGAGACCUAGGAUGGGUGGCCUAUCCUAACAAUGGGUGGGAGGAGAUCGGGGAAGUGGACGAGAACUACGCUCCGAUCCACACUUACCAAGUGUGCCGGGUCAUGGAGCAGAACCAGAACAACUGGCUCCACACCAACUGGAUCCUGACCGAGGGCGCCCAGCGCGUCUUCAUCGAGCUCAAGUUCACCCUGAGAGACUGCAACAGCCUGCCCGGCGGGGUCGGGACCUGCAAGGAGACGUUUAACAUGUAUUACUACGAGACGGACGGCGGUGAAGAGGAAAUGGAGGACGGAGAGAUGAGGGAUGGAACGGGGAUGUCGGAGGAGGAAGACAGGGCCAUGAAGGAGAGCCGAUACAUCAAAAUUGACACCAUAGCAGCCGACGAGAGCUUCACCGAGCUGGACCUCGGGGACCGCGUGAUGAAACUCAACACCGAAGUCCGCGACUUGGGCCCCUUGACUCAGAAGGGCGUCUACCUGGCUUUUCAGGAUUUGGGGGCCUGUAUUGCUUUGGUGUCGGUGCGCGUUUUCUACAAACGCUGCCCGUUUCUCGUGAAGAGUUUGGCCAAGUUCCCCGACACCAUCCCAGGCUCGGAGGCCUCGCAGCUGGUGGAGGUGGUGGGCCGCUGCGUCAAUAACUCCCUGCCUUUAUAUGAGCCUCCCAGGAUGCAUUGCAGCACGGAGGGAGAAUGGCUGGUGCCGAUCGGGAAGUGCGUGUGCCAGCCGGGAUUUGAGGAAGUCAACGGAUCGUGUCAAGUCUGCAAAGUGGGGUUUUACCGCUCGCUGCUGGACUCCUUGGCCUGCAGUAAAUGUCCACCCCACAGUGUGGCCAGGCAGACAGGGGCCACUGCUUGCACUUGUGAGGACGGAUACUAUAAGAUCGACUCCGACCCUCCCAAUAUGGCCUGCACACGCCCUGCGUCUGCUCCACGUAACGCCAUCUCCAAUGUCAACGAGACCAGCGUCUUCCUGGAGUGGUCCAUUCCCAUGGAAACCGGCGGCAGGAAGGACGUGCGCUACAACAUCCUGUGCAGACAGGUCUUGCCAGAUGGAAGAGGCUUGGAAGAAUGCGGCCCCAACGUACGUUUUUUGCCACGCCGCGUCGGCCUGUCAAACACCUCGGUCAUGGUGGCCGACCUGCAGUCACACACCAACUACAGCUUCCUGCUGGAGGCUGUCAACGGGGUGUCAGAGCUGGCCAAAGACCACGCGAAGCAAUAUGUGUCACUGAAUGUGACAACCAAUCAGGCAGCACCGUCCCCGGUGAGUGUGGUGAGAAAAGGCAUUACAGGGAAGAGCAGCAUCUCUCUUUCUUGGGCAGAGCCGGACCGCCCCAACGGCAUCAUCCUGGAGUACGAGAUCAAGUAUUUUGAAAAGGAACAGGACUCCAGCUACACCAUUAUAAAAUCCAAGGAGACCGAGAUGGUGGUGGAAGGCCUGAAGCCCUCAUCAGUCUACAUCUUUCAGGUGCGAGCCAGGACCUCAGCAGGCUACGGCGCAUUCAGUCGACGUUUUGAAUUCCAGACCAGCCCUUACUUAACUGCGACCAGUGAGCGUGCUCAAGCUUCAAUAGUCGCGGUGGCCAUCACGUUGGCUCUGGUCCUCCUGGCGGUCGUCGCUGGAUUCCUGCUCAGUGGACGGCGGUGUGGCUACAGUAAAGCCAAGCAGGAUCCCGAAGAGGAGAAGAUGCACUUCCACAACGGUCACAUAAAGUUCCCGGGGGUGCGGACCUACAUUGACCCCCUCACCUAUGAGGAUCCUAACCAGGCCGUGCAUGAAUUUGCCCAAGAGAUUGAUGUCUCGUUCAUCUCCAUUGAGAGGAUCAUCGGAGCUGGGGAGUUCGGCGAGGUGUGCAGCGGACCGCUGAGGCUGCCGGGGAAAAGAGAGAUCCAGGUUGCCAUUAAGACCUUGAAGGCGGGCUACACCGAGCAGCAGAGACGCGACUUCCUGUGGGAGGCGUCGAUCAUGGGCCAGUUCAACCAUCCAAAUAUCAUCCGUCUGGAGGGCGUGGUGACCAAGAGCAAGCCGGUGAUGAUCAUCACUGAAUACAUGGAGAAUGGAUCACUGGACACUUUCCUCAAGAAAAACGAUGGUCAGUUUACCGUCAUCCAGCUGGUCGGUAUGCUGCGUGGCAUUGCGUCUGGAAUGAGAUACCUGUCCGACAUGGGCUACGUCCACCGGGACCUCGCAGCUCGUAACAUCCUGGUCAACAGUAACCUUGUGUCUAAAGUGUCUGAUUUCGGCCUGUCCCGAGUCCUGGAAGAUGACCCGGAGGCGGCGUACACCACACGGGGCGGGAAGAUUCCUAUUCGCUGGACGGCUCCGGAGGCCAUCGCCUACAGGAAGUUCACCUCGGCCAGCGACGUGUGGAGUUACGGGAUUGUCAUGUGGGAAGUGAUGUCAUACGGAGAGAGGCCAUACUGGGAGAUGUCCAAUCAAGAUGUGAUAAAGGCAGUGGAGGAGAGCUAUAGGUUGCCGGGUCCUAUGGACUGCCCUGAGGCUCUCUACCACCUAAUGAUGGACUGUUGGCAGCGAGAGCGCAGCAGCCGCCCCAAGUUUGAUGAGAUUGUCUGUCUGCUGGACAAACUCAUUCGCAAUCCCAGCUCGUUAAAAAAACUGGUCAACUCCUCACACAGGGUUUCCAACCUGUUAGUGGAGCAUGCCAGUGUAGAAGGGAACUGCAGCCCCCUGAGCCAGACCGUGGGGGAGUGGCUCGACUCCAUCAAGAUGGGCCGUUACACUGAGCUCUUCAUGGAAGGAGGGUACUCUUCACUGGAGACAGUGACUCAGAUGACAUCAGAGGAUUUGCGAAGAGUUGGAGUGAACCUUGCUGGACAUCAAAAAAAGAUCAUCACUAGUAUUCAGGAGAUGAGAGUCCAUAUGAACAACACCAAUUCUACUGUAAAAAUCUGA